CAAUACACCAGAUAGGCUGAAGUUUGUUAGUGACUAUUGACGUAUUUGGAAAUUGGAAAAACUUCAGUUUUAACUUUUGAGCGUAUAUAUAAUGGUCACGAAAAGGAUCUUGUCGUGCACGAUACUAUCAUAGUCCAACAAAAUGGAGAGCAAUAUCAUUGUUAAUAACAAAAUUAACCAGUUGAAUAAAGAAGAUGUUUCUAUACUUCUCGAAGAUGACGAAAUAUCGUCCUAUAACGAACAAGCAAGUGCUAGUUUCAUAUCAGAAACAACUACCUUAUUGUCAUCUGAAGACAGUUACUUACAUUUGCAACCAUCUUUUACUGGACCAAAUCCAACAUUGAGUUCAGAUUCAGAAAUCCAUUCACAUUGUUCUCAAUUUCCUCUUAAAAAUAAAGCUUGUCUUAAAUCGUCAGUAAACAAACGUUCUGAUGGAACAUUUCACAAACUGAACAUUAAUGAGGAUUUCCGUGAUCUUCCGGUUGGUAAAAAAUAUCAUUUAUUUGUGUCAUAUUCCUCUGAAGACGUUAAAGAAGUCUACAAGAUUUGUGGACAACUCAAGAAAAGAUUUUUCUUGAAAUGUUUGAACUAUGAAAGUGAUUUUAUUCAAGGGAAGAGGAUAGAUCAAAACAUUUACGACACAAUGAUACAGAGUGUAGCUGUAUUGAUAGUUUUAAGUCCGAAUUUCGUUGAGAGCUCAAUGUGUAUGACAGAGGCACAACAUGCUUUAGAACUAUCGUAUAAGUCUAAGAACCAUUUUAGGCUUAUUCCUAUUCUUAUCCGUACUCCAGACGAAGAAUUACCAACGUUAUUGAAAUCUCAUCGCUACAUAGAUGCACGGAAAGCAGAUGACAUUCCAGCCAAAAUAUUUGAUGUUUAUUCCAACCCUGCGGUAAACAAACUUGAAAACAUAGAGCAGACAGUCGAUGAAAGUGGUCAGAAUGGUGCAACUAAUUGGUACCUCAGAGCCGAUAGGCAUUCACAUCUAUGUGACAAAGUGUAUACUUAUCAGUUUACUGAAUUAACAGAAGCUAAUGUUGAAAAAAUAACAGCCUACAAUCCUAAUUGUGAAGAACAAGUUAGCGAUGUGAUAUCAUAUGUUAACAAUAGUACAUUUAUGAAGUACUACAGAAUUCUUAACGGACAGAAGUGCUCGUGUUUAGCCUGUUGUUUAGUAUGGGUGGUAGCAGCCUUAAUUUCUCUAGCACUGGGCAGUUGUAUAAUAGUCAUAAGGCGGAAUACAGAAGGGUCGACUGGUUUGGUUUUGAUGGCAGUUGGACCAAUAGUUUCAUCUAUAGCAUCAUGUUGUGCAUGGGGUUUUAUUUUUUCUAAAGUUCAAUCAAAAUUAUUGGAAAGACUACAGACUGGGAUUUGGAAAAUUAACGAAAAAUAUCACGAAACCACCAAGUGUUUGAUUGAGUUUGUAACUUACAUUGAUUAUCCCUGCCUGGAAGGAACUAGAUAUAACACAUCAAAAUGCAAGGAACAUUUAUGUUUAUCUGUUGAGAAUAACCUAGAGUUGAGUGAGGAUGAAAGAAACAAAAUAAAUGUAAACACUUGCAUCAAAGAAAUGCUUAAAGCCUUACAUCUCAGAGGAUUCAAAAACUGGAGGUUAUUUGAAGAAUGCGAAUUCAAUAUUCAUAAUACCUGGAAAAACAGAAAAUGUGUUUGUCAACUGAUAGAAAAAGAGCUUUUUGACAUAUUUAAAAAAUGAACAUGCAGGUUGUGUAAGGUUGUAAAUAGAUUCUUUAUUUAGUAAUUGGUCGCUGUGUGUACAUGGGAAACAUUAUCAAUUAUCCAACCCUGAACAUAAUAUCUUCAAAGAUUAUUAGAUACUGUUCAAAAGGGAAUAUAAUUUUUACCUAUUUAUUGAUUGUAUCAUAUAUUCACUUUCUCUAACUAUUCAGUGUUUUAUUGUAUUGUGUUGUAUUUAGUUUUAUCAUUAUUUCAAUAGCAUAACAAAAAUCAUUGUAUGCAUUGCUGCUAUAGUUGCCAAAACAGGCAACAAUAUUUCAUUAAA
Molecule: messenger RNA, 2020 nt
Organism: Mytilus trossulus (common blue mussel)
Lineage: Eukaryota; Metazoa; Mollusca; Bivalvia; Mytilida; Mytilidae
Exons: 10
Coding region: 143-1714 (523 amino acids)
Biological process (GO): signal transduction
Source: RefSeq, a predicted model, not a curated record